Messenger RNA from Symbiodinium necroappetens, 876 nucleotides. The record is from the annotation of a GenBank genome assembly. Lineage: Eukaryota; Dinophyceae; Suessiales; Symbiodiniaceae.
AUGACGCGGGAACAGAAAGUCGCACUCAUUCUGGGGUUCGCCCUCGUGCUGGUCGUGGGGGUGCUCGUGAGCGAUCACCUCUCCGGUGCCCGCGAGGCCACGCUCGUGGACAUCGAGCUGCCCGAGACCGAAGACCGCCCCGUCUUCCGCACCUACGACGAAGAACCGCAAUUCGCCCAGGCUCCCGCGAUCAACGACCAGCCCGCCGGGUUCCUCGAUCACAUCGAGGACGAGCCGGUCGAGACGUACACCGCGCCGGUCGAGACGCCCGCCCUCGCGAUGGGCGACCCCGUCGAAGAGGACACGAUGCUCGAGACCAUCCGCGACAGCGUCCGCGACGCGAUGCACGAGCUCCGCAACGGCAACGGCCCCUCGCCCGCGUUCCAGACCGAGACCCGCACGAUCACCAUGGGCGAGCCCGUCGGCCGCUCGCGUGAGACCGUGGCGCCCGCCGGCUCGGGCGACGUCCGCGUCCACGUCGUCCGCAAGGGCGAGACGCUCUGGGCCAUCGCCGAGCGCUACUACGGCACCGGAUUCGUCCACGCGGACCUGCUCCGCUACAACGCCGGCCGCAUCCGCAACGCGGGCGAGCUCAACCCCGGGCUCAACCUGCUCAUCCCCGACAGGCGCGACCUCGGCUCGGCCCCGCCCGCGACCGUCGCGACGCGCCCCGCCACGACACCCGCUCGCACGCAGGCGACACCGGCCACCACACGCACCUACACCGUCGCCAAGGGCGACACGCUCUCGGAGAUCUCCCAGAAGCAGCUCGGCACGUCCAAGCGCUGGGAGGAGAUCAUGGAACUGAACGCCGACAAGAUCGACGAGCCGACCGACCUUUACGUCGGCUUGAAGCUCAAGCUCCCCGCACGCUGA